Messenger RNA from Benincasa hispida (wax gourd), 2221 nucleotides. RefSeq names its product Basic-leucine zipper (bZIP) transcription factor family protein. Gene Ontology annotation, molecular function: DNA-binding transcription factor activity; sequence-specific DNA binding. Gene Ontology annotation, cellular component: nucleus. Gene Ontology annotation, biological process: regulation of DNA-templated transcription. Lineage: Eukaryota; Viridiplantae; Streptophyta; Magnoliopsida; Cucurbitales; Cucurbitaceae. The record is from RefSeq and is a predicted model, not a curated record.
UCGCUCUUCAUUUCUUCAUUCUUCAUUCUUCAUCUCCUCUGUUAUGGGUUUUCUCUUCCUCUCACUUUCAUGGCUUCUUCUUCCAAGUGCUCCAAUGGGACCAGUUGUUCUAGUUUGAGUUCUUCUUCUUCUUCCUCCAUGUUAUCUUCUAAGGCGGCGGAUCAGAUGGUCAAGGUUGAGAUUGAGGCUGCGGAGGCUCUUGCUGGUUUGGCGGUAUUGGCUGUCAGAGAGACUGGAGUUCAACCGUUGGAAACCAAAUGGGGGAUUAAAGGGAAAGGGAAACGAGCUAGGAAGGAGGUUAAGACCGAGUUGCCGACUUCUGGCUUUGCCGACUCUUUACCUAGUUGCGCCGAUCUGGACCUUCGGAUUGAGCAGCAGGAUAGAGGGGUGGUAAGACAUCAGCCAUCAGAGAAAGAAUGUACUAAUCAGUCCCACCCUGAGUGGGAAACAACCGGAGAGUUGAUAAAGGCGGACAAGGAGGCCGAAUCAUGUAAAGUGAGUCCUGCAUGCACUACAAGCUACCAGUUAUUUGGCUGCAGGAGGUCAAGACGUAAUCUAACCGAGGCUGAGAAGGAAGAAAGGAGAGUACGAAGGAUUUUAGCAAACAGAGAGUCAGCCCGGCAGACAAUUCGGCGUAGGCAGGCUCUGUGCGAGGAGUUAACCAAAAAGGCUGCUGAUCUAGCAUGGGAAAAUGAAAAUUUAAAGAGGGAAAAGGAGUUGGCCCUGAAAGAGUACCAAACUCUGGAGACUACUAACAUGGAAUUAAAGGAACAGUUGGCUGAAGCAGUAAAGCCGAAGGUGGAGAUCCCAGGAAACAAUAGAUCAUCUCAUGUUCAGAUGCCUCCUUUACCCACCAACUACCCUCUUUUCUUGCUUAGUCGCCUUCCGUAUUUCUGGCCAUCUGUGGUUCAACCUACAACUCCCUAUCAUGAUCUACCCAAUGUUGUCGUCGUCCCGUCAAGUAUUAAUUUGCCUGCUAAUAAUAAUGUUUCUGUGUCUGGCUCUUCCCAUGUACAAGAAAACUUUAUGGACGUCACUGGCCCGAGAACACCAUUGUGUAUACUACCACCUUGUUCUUGGUUGUUGCCUCAUCAUGAUUUUAGGAACCAACAGAAUCCUCAAAUCUGGUUUCCCGCUGGAAAUAAUCAAGAGGAUAUUUAUUCGAAAUCCCAAGACAGUGCUAAUACUUCAAAGGUUGUGCAUGCAGAAAGCAGACGUCCUUCUUUGCCUUCAGCCGAAGAAGAAAACGAAGCUCCUGAUUUGAAUGAAGCUCCUAAUUUAAACAAAGCUUCGACUCCAAAGGAUCAUACUCAGAACACAGUUGGAGUAGAUGUGGACGGAUUUGAUACCAACACAAGAGCUCAAGUUAGAAAAGUGCUUUCUCCUGUAAGACUUGAAUGUAUUGAACCCAGUCCGGCGGUCAAACAAGAUAACGGGAGCGAAGAUGAUCACUGUCUUCCAUCAAAAACUUGUGAUGACUUGUGUGAUUUUGCAGAAAGAAGACAUGAACCAGAGAUAGUCCUCUGUAAGAAAACCAUAGAUGCGAUGGCUGCGACUGAGGCAAGGAGGAGGAGAAAAGAACUCACAAAGUUAAAGAACCUUUACACCCGUCAGUGCCGUAUGCAGUCCUGAUCUAUAAUGCCAGGUAGUUUGGCAACCAUUCGUCAUCAACACAACAAUCUUAUGUGCUAAGAAUCCCUGUAUUUCAUUGGCUUUUGUUAUCAGAGGCAAGCAGAGCUGAGACGUAGCCAAAGCUCUGUCUUUACUUCGGCUUUCUUGUUGAGGCAUUCCCUGUGCAUUGCAGAGCUCAGAGAGUGUCGAGAUCUUGCUGCUGGAUGUGGCAGCGAUGGGGAAGAAAAUUUAGUCAUCGGAGCAUUUUUUUUUUCUUCGUGCCUGUUUCGAUGAACGAAAUGAGAGGUAGAGGACUAAGAUGCUGAUUACUUGCAAGAGGUUUGAGUUGGAUUUAGAGGAGGAAGAAUGUGUAAGAAUUUUGUAUUUAAAUCUUCAAAGACCCUUAAUUGGGUUGUCUACAUCUUCAAUAAAGUGAAGCAGAAGAAUGCAUCUUCUGAUGAGUAUGGAGAUCUGCUAUCUACUUUAUUAAGAAGCAGGAAACAAUAUAAAAGAUGUAGAAAACCAAAUGGAAUACUUUUUUUUACCCCCUAAAAACUUAAACAGGAAUACUUCAUACAAAUUGGAGUUGUGAUCCUAGGACUUUUGUUAA